Protobothrops mucrosquamatus (brown spotted pit viper) is the source of this 6996-nucleotide messenger RNA. RefSeq names its product carbamoyl-phosphate synthetase 2, aspartate transcarbamylase, and dihydroorotase (gene CAD). The record is from RefSeq and is a predicted model, not a curated record. Gene Ontology annotation, cellular component: cytoplasm; carbamoyl-phosphate synthase complex. Bases 1 to 6681 code for a protein of 2226 amino acids. Lineage: Eukaryota; Metazoa; Chordata; Lepidosauria; Squamata; Viperidae. Gene Ontology annotation, biological process: L-glutamine metabolic process; 'de novo' pyrimidine nucleobase biosynthetic process; L-arginine biosynthetic process. The transcript has 44 exons. Gene Ontology annotation, molecular function: aspartate carbamoyltransferase activity; ATP binding; amino acid binding.
AUGGGCAGCCUAGUGCUGGAGGAUGGGACGGUCUUGCGUGGGCGUCCCUUUGGACUCGUGGGGACUCCAGUUGCGGGUGAAGUCGUGUUCCAGACUGGCAUGGUGGGUUAUCCUGAAGCACUGACAGAUCCCUCCUAUAAAUCCCAGAUCUUGGUACUGACUUACCCACUGAUCGGGAAUUACGGUGUUCCUCCAGAUGAGUUGGAUGAGUAUGGUCUCAACCGGUGGUUUGAAUCUAGUGGCAUUCAUGUAGCCUCACUGAUUGUGGAUGAAUGCUCUCGAAAUCCCAGCCACUGGAGUGCUACACGCUCACUGGAUCAUUGGCUGAAGGAAAAGGGGAUUCCUGGUUUGGAAGGAAUUGACACACGAGCACUAACCAAGCGGAUCCGGGAAAAAGGGAGUAUGCUGGGCAAACUGGUACCAGACGGCAUCCAUAGUUCACCCCAGCCAUUUGACGAUCCAAACACACGGAACCUGGUGAAGGAGGUUUCACUGAAAGAACCCCACUUGUUCAAUCCUAAUGGGUCUGUGAGAAUCACAGCAAUUGAUUGUGGCCUGAAAUACAACCAGAUCCGGUGCCUGUGCGCUCGUGGGGCAGCUGUUACUGUGGUGCCCUGGGACCAUCAUCUGGAUAGUACAGAAUUUGAUGGGUUGUUUGUUAGCAAUGGUCCUGGAGAUCCACAAUUCUGCCAAGAAACUAUUUCCAAUCUGCACCGUGUGCUGGAAUUGCCAACUCCAAAGCCUGUCUUUGGCAUCUGCUUGGGUCAUCAGCUGUUGGCUUUGGCCAUUGGAGCUAAGACCUAUAAAAUGAAAUACGGAAACCGUGGACACAACCAGCCUUGCCUGCAUGAGGGAUCCCAGCGCUGCUUUAUCACAUCACAGAACCAUGGCUUUGCAGUAGAUCCAGCUAGCUUGCCAUCUGGCUGGAGUCCUCUCUUUACCAAUGCAAACGAUCACUCUAACGAGGGACUUGUGCAUGAGUCAAAGCCAUUUUUCAGUGUGCAGUUCCACCCAGAGCACAAUGCAGGGCCGAUGGAUCUUGAAUGUCUUUUUGAUGUCUUCUUGGAGACAGUGCAGGACACUGUCGGUGGAGGGCAGGGCCCUAAGACAGUGUAUAAACGCCUGCAGGACUGCCUGCACAAUUCAAAAGUCCUGCCUGCCAGCAACCUGCCCCGCCCUCACAAGGUGCUCAUCCUGGGCUCAGGGGGCCUUUCUAUAGGGCAGGCAGGUGAGUUUGACUACUCUGGCUCCCAGGCCAUCAAAGCUCUGAGAGAAGAGAACAUCCAGACGGUGCUCAUCAACGCAAAUAUUGCCACCGUUCAGACCUCCAAAGGCUUGGCUGACAAGGUCUACUUCUUGCCCAUUACUCCUGACUAUGUUACCCAGGUGAUAAAGAAUGAGCGCCCAGAUGGAAUCUUGCUGACAUUCGGAGGACAGACAGCACUCAACUGUGGCGUGGAGCUAACUAAGGCUGGGGUGCUGGAGCGCUACAAUGUGCGUGUGCUGGGCACUCCCGUGGCUUCUAUUGAGAUGACAGAGGACCGCAAAGUCUUUGUGGAGAAGAUGGAGGAGAUAGGGGAACAUGUGGCACCUAGUGAGGCUGCCUGCUCCAUUGAACAAGCACAGGUUGCUGCAGAACGACUUGGCUACCCAGUGCUUGUGCGCUCAGCCUAUGCAUUGGGCGGGCUGGGCUCUGGGUUUGCCAAUGGGCGGGAGGAGCUGAUGGCACUGGUGAGCCAGGCCUUUUCCCACACCUCACAGGUGCUGGUGGACAAGUCACUCAAGGGCUGGAAGGAGAUUGAGUAUGAGGUGGUGCGUGAUGCCUAUGACAACUGUGUCACGGUAUGCAAUAUGGAGAAUCUGGAUCCGUUGGGCAUCCACACUGGUGAAUCUAUAGUGGUUGCCCCCAGCCAGACACUCAACAACAAGGAAUACAAUCUCUUGCGCACUACAGCCAUCAAAGUGGUUCGUCACCUCGGGAUCAUUGGAGAAUGUAAUGUUCAGUAUGCACUGAAUCCUGAGUCUGAGCAGUACUACAUCAUAGAGGUGAAUGCUCGGCUCUCACGGAGUUCAGCUCUGGCAAGCAAGGCUACUGGCUACCCCUUGGCCUAUGUUGCUGCUAAGUUGGCUUUGGGCAUCCCAUUGCCUAUCCUCAGGAACUCAGUCACUAAUUCCACCACAGCCUGCUUUGAACCUAGCCUCGAUUAUUGUGUAGUCAAGAUUCCACGCUGGGACCUCAGCAAGUUCCUGCGUGUGAGCACUAAAAUUGGCAGUUCCAUGAAGAGUGUGGGUGAGGUCAUGGCCAUUGGAAGGAGUUUUGAGGAGGCAUUUCAGAAGGCACUUCGCAUGGUGGAUGAGAAUUGUGUGGGCUUUGAUCCCACAGUAAAACCAGUCUCUGACAUGGAGCUGGAGACUCCCACCGACAAGCGGAUCUUUGUGUUAGCAGCUGCACUGCGGGCCGGCUAUUCCAUUGAGCGUCUCUAUGAGCUCACCAAGAUUGAUCGCUGGUUCCUGCACAAGAUGAAAAAUAUAGCUGAUCAUGCACUGUGCCUGGAAUCAUAUCGCCAGGCAGAGCCAGGGUCCAUGCCACCUCAUGUCCUGAAGCUGGCCAAGCAGUUGGGCUUCUCAGAUAAGCAGGUGGCUCAGGCUGUGCUCAGCACGGAACUGGCAGUGAGGAAGAUGCGCCAUGACUUGAAGAUUUUACCAGUAGUGAAACAGAUUGACACAGUGGCCGCAGAAUGGCCAGCCCAGACCAAUUAUCUGUAUCUCAGCUACAAUGGCACUGAGCAUGACCUGUCUUUCCAUGAGCCACACGUCAUGGUCAUCGGUUCUGGUGUCUACCGUAUUGGCAGCAGUGUGGAAUUUGACUGGUGUGCCGUUGGGUGCAUCCAGGAGCUGCGCAAGAUGGGCUACAAAACCAUCAUGGUGAACUACAACCCUGAGACAGUAAGCACAGACUACGACAUGUGUGACCGGCUCUAUUUUGAUGAAAUGUCCUUUGAGGUGGUGAUGGAUAUUUAUGAGCUGGAGAACCCUGAGGGUGUAAUUCUGUCCAUGGGGGGGCAGCUUCCCAAUAAUAUUGCCAUGGCCUUACAUCGGCAGCAGUGCCGGAUCCUAGGCACUUCCCCUGAAGACAUUGACUCUGCUGAGAACCGCUUCAAGUUCUCCCGUCUUCUGGAUACCAUCAACAUCAGCCAGCCCCUCUGGAAGGAGCUCUCAGACAUGGAGUCAGCCAAGCAGUUCUGCUGCAAGGUGGGAUACCCUUGCGUGGUGCGUCCUUCCUACGUGCUUAGCGGUGCGGCCAUGAACGUGGCUUACACAGAUAACGACCUGGAGAGGUUCCUUAGCAAUGCUGUUGCUGUUUCCAAGGAGCAGCCUGUGGUCAUCUCCAAGUUCAUCCAAGAGGCCAAGGAGAUAGAUGUCGAUGCUGUGGCCUGUGAUGGACAAGUGGUGGCCAUUGCCAUUUCUGAGCAUGUGGAGAACGCUGGUGUACAUUCAGGGGAUGCCACACUAGUGACACCCCCACAGGACAUUACACCCAAGACGCUGGAGCGGAUUAAGGCGAUUGUGCAUGCCAUUGGACAGGAACUGCAGGUCACAGGACCCUUCAACCUCCAACUCAUUGCCAAGCAUGACCAGCUGAAGGUGAUUGAAUGCAAUGUGCGAGUAUCUCGAUCCUUUCCGUUUGUCUCCAAAACGCUGGGCGUUGACCUGGUAGCUUUGGCCACGCAAGUGAUUAUGGGAGAAGAGGUGGAAUCCGUUGGACUCAUGACAGGCACAGGCAUUGUUGGUGUCAAGGUGCCCCAGUUUUCAUUCUCACGACUGGCAGGUGCUGAUGUGGUGCUGGGGGUAGAGAUGACCAGCACAGGUGAGGUGGCCUGCUUUGGGGAGAAUCGUUGUGAAGCCUACCUCAAAGCCAUGCUGAGCACUGGCUUCAAGAUUCCCAAGAAGAACAUUCUGCUGACUAUUGGGAGUUACAAGAACAAGAGUGAGUUGCUGUCCACAGUACGUACCCUCGAAGGCUUGGGCUAUAAUCUCUAUGCCAGUCUGGGCACUGCUGAUUUUUAUACAGAGCAUGGCAUUAAGGUGAUGGCUGUGGAUUGGCAUUUUGAAGAGGCAGAUGGCAAUGAAAUGCCAUGCAAGGAGAACCAACAGCGCAGCAUUUUGGAUUAUUUGGCUGAAAAUCACUUUGAUUUAGUGAUCAAUUUGUCGAUACGCAACUCUGGUGGGAGGAGGCUCUCUUCAUUUGUCACUAAGGGCUACCGAACACGACGGCUGGCAGUUGACUACUCAGUGCCCCUCAUCAUAGACAUCAAGUGCACCAAGCUUUUUGUUGAGGCUCUUGGGCAAAUUGGAGGGCCCCCUCCGUUGAAGAUGCAUGUGGACUGUAUGACCUCACAGAAACUCAUCCGCUUGCCAGGUCUAAUAGAUAUCCAUGUGCACUUGAGAGAACCAGGAGCCACCCAUAAAGAAGACUUCAAAUCUGGUACAGCUGCUGCUCUAGCUGGUGGCAUCACAAUGGUUUGUGCCAUGCCAAACACCUCACCUGCUGUCACUGAUGCCAGUUCUUUUGCCCUAAUGCAGAAGUUGGCUGAGGCUGGAGCCCGCUGUGAUUUUGCACUGUAUGUUGGCGCCUCAUCUGAGAAUGCUGGCUCUCUGGGGCCAGUGGCUGGAGCUGCCGCUGGUCUAAAGAUGUACCUGAAUGACACUUUCUCUGACCUCAAGAUGGACAAUGUUUCUCUCUGGAUGGAGCACUUCGAAAAGUGGCCCAAGCACCUUCCAAUUGUAGCACAUGCUGAGAAACAGACGGUGGCAGCCAUUUUGAUGGUGGCACAGCUAUACCAGCGUCCUGUCCACAUCUGCCAUGUGGCCCGCAAGGAAGAGAUCCUGGUCAUCAAAGCAGCAAAGCAGAAGGGCAUUGAGGUGACCUGUGAGGUGGCUCCCCAUCACCUCUUUCUCUGCCAGGAAGAUCUGAGGCGUAUUGGGGAAGGCCGGGGUCAGGUGCGCCCCAUGUUGGGCACCCGCGAAGACAUGGAAUCCCUUUGGGACAACCUGGACACCAUUGACUGCUUUGCUACGGACCAUGCUCCACACACAUUGGAGGAGAAGCUUGGGAAGGACCCUCCCCCAGGCUUCCCAGGUCUGGAGACUAUGCUGCCUCUGUUGCUUACAGCAGUUUCUGAAGGGCGCCUCACUGUGGAAGAUAUUGUCAAGCGCCUGUAUGAUAAUCCUCGGCGCAUAUUUGGACUGCCUGUGCAGGAAGACACAUACAUUGAGGUGGAUCUGGAGCAGGAGUGGCUGGUGCCAACCCAUACAGCCUUCAGCAAAUCCCAGUGGACACCUUUUGAAGGGAUGCGAGUGAAGGGGACUGUACGCCGUGUUAUUCUCCGUGGAGAAGUGGCUUAUAUUGAUGGACAGGUUCUCGUAUCCCCAGGUUACGGGCAGGAUGUGCGAAAGUGGCCAUGCUCAACACCUGAGCGUCCUCAUGCCACUGUGCAAACAGAGAUCUUUCGUGGCCGUGCAUCUAGUCCUCGGCGAGCUGCUCCAGUGGGAGAUGCACGAUUCUACUUGGCCCCCCGCAUCCAUCGUGCUUCAGAUCCUGGGCUGCCAGCUGAUGAACUCAGAGAAAGAGCUAUCAAAAAAGCACCUGAGCCAGACCUGUCCAUGGUCCAGGAUGGCCCAUUAUACCUUGCUGGCCCAUUACCCAGACAGGCAUCUCCUCAGAGUUUGCCACAUCCUCAAACCUCACCAUUACUCCAUCCUCUUGUGGGGCAACAUAUACUGUCAGUCAAACAGUUCACAAAGGGCCAGAUGUCUCACUUGUUUAACGUCGCACACAAUCUGCGCAUGAUGGUGCAAAAAGAGCGCAGUCUUGACAUCCUCAAGGGGAAGGUGAUGGCCUCCAUGUUUUACGAGGCAAGCACACGGACCAGCAGCUCCUUUUCUGCAGCCAUGUACCGUCUGGGUGGCUCUGUGCUCCCCUUUUCUGAGGCCACCUCAUCCUGCCAAAAGGGAGAAUCUCUGGCAGACUCGGUUCAGACCAUGAGCUGCUACGCUGACGUCGUUGUUCUAAGGCACCCCCAGCCAGGUGCAGUGGAGCUGGCUGCCAAACAUUGCCGCAAACCUGUGAUCAAUGCAGGUGAUGGAGUUGGAGAACACCCCACUCAAGGUCUGCUGGACAUCUUCACCAUCCGUGAAGAGUUGGGCACUGUCAAUGGCAUGACGAUCACCAUGGUGGGAGACCUGAAGCAUGGGCGCACAGUCCACUCUCUCGCCCGCCUUCUGACCUUGUACCGUGUCAGCUUGCGUUAUGUCACUCCACCCAACCUGCGCAUGCCCUCUGAUAUCUUUGACUUCGUAGCCUCCAAGGGAAUCAAACAGGAAGAGUUUGAGAACAUUGAAGAGGCUCUACCAGACACAGAUGUUCUUUACAUGACUCGCAUCCAGAAGGAGCGCUUUGCUUCGGUCCAGGAAUAUGAGAUGUGUUUUGGGCAGUUUAUCUUGACGCCGCAUAUCAUGACCCGGGCCAAGAAGAAGAUGGUGGUGAUGCAUCCAAUGCCCCGUGUCAAUGAAAUCAGUGUGGAGGUGGACUCGGAUCCCCGUGCAGCCUACUUCCGGCAAGCAGAGAACGGCAUGUAUAUCCGCAUGGCACUCUUGGCCACUGUGCUUGGUCGGUACUGAUCCUUGUCUAUUGCAGCCCAGACUGGACAUGAAGAGGGAUUAAAUUUUGGUCCCUCACUCAGCUGUCUCACCUCAUCUGCAAGUUGAUACUAUUUGACUGGGUUUAUGCUCACUUUGUGCUACCAAAGACCAAAUAAUACUCUUGGUGAGGCAGGCUUUCUGCCAGGGACAUCAGGAGUGACAGAGCAAAAAGCAGGAGCUCAGGAAAGGUAGCUUACUUCUUUCUCUCUCUUUAGUUCUUGUCUUCCGCAGUCCUGUUUCUGGAAUUUGUACUAGGGAGAUACUUUGUCUGAUACAAUUUCUUAUUCUCUAGUU